AUGCUGCACACCUCCGCGAACAGGGCUCAGGGGAGGGCGCUUCGGUGGUCUGGCCCUUUUGGGGUCGGCACGGCCAGGUGGGUGCCCCGUGCGGGUGCCCCUGGUGACGCCCCAAACCCUGCACACGGACGGACGGGGCUCGCUACGAAGCUGCGGGGGGGGAAAAAGAAAAAGAAAAAAAAAAUCAUCCUCGUUCUCCUGCAGUCUUCCGUCUUCCUCGUCCUUCUCCUCCUCCUCCUCCUCCUCCCUCCUCCUCCUCCUCCGCGCCCAAUAAGGAGUUCCACCUAUGGCCUCACUGGGUGCCUCCACAUGGCGCUGCCAUCCCCCAUUUCAACAUACGCCUCACAGUGA
Molecule: messenger RNA, 351 nt
Organism: Prorocentrum cordatum
Lineage: Eukaryota; Dinophyceae; Prorocentrales; Prorocentraceae
Source: the annotation of a GenBank genome assembly